AUGAUUUAAUAACAAUAAGAAAUUGUAAUUGAACCACCUCUCUAUUUUGCUAAAGAUCAUUUAUUUGACUUAAAUUUUCACCCUUUUUAAGAUGUUGUAUGUUGUGCAUAGGUUUCAGGAGUUGUGAAUAUGUAAUCAUUUUUAUCCACAAUUUAAGAUUGAAAUAUUCAUCUGAUGAUGUAGUAGAAAUAGCAGCCUUUACACAUCAUUAAUAAUCUGCAAGAAUUAGUUAAUUCUUUAGAGAUGGUUAACACUUAAUAACAGCAAGCAAAGAUUGUUCAUUUGCUAUCUUAGAUAAUAAUGGUAAAAUGGUAUUACAUCAACUCAAAGCUCAUAAGUAUAAUAAUAAUCUAUUUAAAUAGACAUGCUAUAAAUGCCCUUAAAUAAUUGAAUGAUAGUAUUAUAGCUACAGGUGAUGAUACAGGAAAUAUUAAAAUAUGGGAUUUAAGAUAAAAUAAAUGUGUAUUUAAAGUAAAGGAAGCUGAAGAAGCUAUUUCUGGAAUUGAAAUAGAUUCAUCAAAUAAUUUAUUGCUUUCAUCAAGUUUAGAUGGUUAUUUAAGUGUUCAUGAUUUAAGAUUCUAAAGUACAAAUGAAAAAUGUUUAUAUGCAAAAAGUGAUUGUAUGGAAGAGGAAUUAACAGAUAUUUGUUUGGUCAAAAAUGGUUAAUUUGUUUGUAUAUCAACAAGUGAAGGUAAUUUAUUAUUAUUUAAAUGGGAUUAUUUUGGAGAUUUUAAAGAUAGAAUAAUUGGUCAUCCUAAUUCUAUUGAUUCAAUUGUAAAUUAUAAUAUUAUAUCAAUUAGUGUAAAAUAGAUGAACAUUCAAUAAUUACAGGUGGUGAAGAUGGUUUAGUAAGAGGAGUUUCUGUUUUCCCAAAUAUGAUAACAGGAAUAUUAGGUUAACAUGAAGAUAAUUCUUAUUUCCCUAUUACUAAAAUAGUUGUUGAUAGAACAUAAAAAAUUGCAGCUUCAUUGUCACAUGAUAGUUCAAUUAAAUUUUAUGAUAUUGCAGAUUUUGUCAAUAAAAGAAAAUCAGCUAAAGUUCAAGUUAAUGAAGCAGAAUUUGAAUAUACUAAUAAAUAAACUUAAAAAGAAAUAGAUAUGGAAGGAGAAUCUGAUAGUGAUUCUGAUGAUGAUAAUGAUGAUUCAGAUGAUGAUGAUGAUGAUGAAGGUAAAUAAAAAAAACAAAAAAGUUUAAAAACUAAAAAUCUUUAAUAAUCUAUUGCUAAUCUUAAAAAGUAGAAGAUUAAAUAGUUUUUUGACAAAAUGUGA
Paramecium pentaurelia is the source of this 1268-nucleotide messenger RNA. The record is from the annotation of a GenBank genome assembly. Lineage: Eukaryota; Ciliophora; Oligohymenophorea; Peniculida; Parameciidae.